UUAAUGUUUACAAAUAAAGUUGCUCAAAGAAAAACCUCAAAAGUAAAAGACCCUGGUGGUAUAUGAGGGCUAAUGCAACUACAUUCUUCAAUUUUAUUUUUAUUUUACAGCCAAACCAGAGCUGGUUUAUAUUUCCUUCUUCUAGCUCAGGGUUAGCUAUUCUAAUUCAUUCCAAAAUAAGAAUAUUUGGCCUGAAUAAGACACUCUUUAACUUAAAGGUCAAAGCACGUCUUUAUUUUUAUUCCUUUUUAAAAAAAAUUUCAUUAUUUUUAUUAUAUAUAUAUACUAUUGAAUUUUAGGUUCUGGGGUACAUGUGCAGAACAUGCAGGAUUGUAGCAUGGGUACCUACAUGGCAAUGUGGUUUGCUGCGUCCAUCCUCCCAUCACCUAUUUCUGGCAUUUCUCCCCAUGUUAUCCCUCCCCAACUUUACUACCCCCUGCUGUCCCUCCCCUAUUCCCCCGCAACAGACCCCAGUGUAUGAUGCUCCCCUCCCUGUGUCCAUGUGUUCUCAUUGAUCAACACCACCUAUGAGUGGGAACAUGCAGUGUCUGAUUUUCUGUUUUUGUAUCAGUUUGCUGAAAAUGAUGGUCUCCAGAUUCAUCCAUGUCCCUACAAACAACAUGAACUCAUCGUUUUUUAUGGCUGCAUAGUAUUCCAUGGUGUGUCUGUGCCACAUUUUCCCUGUCCAGUCUAUCAUCAGUGGGCAUUUGGGUUGGUUCCAAGUAUUUGCUAUUGUAAACAGUGCAGCAGUGAACAUACAUGUGCAUGUGUCUUUAUAACAGAACAAUUUAUAAUCCUUUGGAUAUAUACAAAGUAAUGGUAUUGCUGGGUCAAAUGGAAUUUGUAUUUCUAGGUCCUUGAGAAAUCGCCACACUGUCUUCCACAAUGAUUGAACUAACUUACACUCCUACCAACAGGGUAAAAGUGUUCUUAUUUCUCCACAUCCUCUCCAGCUUCUGUUGUCUCCAGAUUUCUUAAUGAUUGGCAUUAUAACAGGCAUGAGAUGGUAUCUCAAUGUGGUUUUGAUUUGCAUUUCUCUAAUGACCAGUGAUGAUGAGCAUUUUUUCAUAUGUUUGUUGGUGUCAUAUACGUCUUCUUUUGAAAAGUGUCUGUUCAUAUCCUUCGCCCACUUUUGAAUGGGUUUGUUUUUUUCUUAUAAAUCUGUUUUAGUUCUUUGUAGGUUCUGGAUAUUAGCCCUUUGUCAGAUGGGUAGAUUGCAAACAUUUUUUUUCCAGUCUGUUGGUUGCCAGUUCACUCUAAUGGUUGUUUCUAUUGCUGAGAAGCUCUGGAGUUUAAUUAUAUCCCACUUGUCUAUUUUUGGCUUUUGUUGCCAGAGCUUUUGGUGUUUUAGUCAUGAAGUCCUUGCCUAUGCCUAUGUCCUGAAUGGUUUUGCCUAGGUUUUCUUCUAGGAUUUUAUGGUGUUAGGUCUUAUGUUUAAGUCUUUAAUCCAUCUGGAGUUAAUUUUAGUGUAAGAGGUCAGGAAGGGGUCCAGUUUCUUCUUUCUGUACAUGGCUAACCAUUUAUGAAACAGGGAAUCCUUUUAUGAAACACCAUUUAUGAAACAGGGAAUCCUUUCCCCACUGCUGCUUUUUGUCAGGUUUGUCAAAGAUCAGAUGGUUGCAGAUGUGGGGUGUUGCCUCCAAGGCCUUUGUUCUGUUCCACUGCUCUAUAUCUUUAUUAUGGUACCAGUACCAUGCUGUUUUGAUUACUGUAGACUUGUAGUAUAGUUUGAAGUCAGGUAGCGUGAUGGCUCCAGCUUUGUUCUUUCUGCUUAGAAUUGUCUUGACUAUGUGGGCUCUGUUUUCAUUCCAUAUGAAGUUUAAGGUGGUUUUUUUCCAAUUCUGUGAAGAGGGUAAUAGGUAACUUGAUGGGAUAGCAUUGAAUCUAUAAAUUACUUUAGUCAGUAUGGCCAUUUUCACAAUAUUGAUUCUUCCUAGCCAUGAGCAUGGAAUGUUUUUCCAUCUGUUUAUAUCCUCUCUUAUUUCCUAGCAGUGGUUUGUAGUUCUGCUGGAAGAGGUCCUUUACAUCCUUUGUUAGUUGUAUUCCUAGGUAUUUUAUUCUCCUUGUAGCAAUUGUGAAUGGUAGUUUGUUCUUGAUUUGGCUUUCUUUAAGUCUGUUAUUGGUUUAUAGGAAUGCUUGUGAUUUCUGCACAUUGAUUUUGUAUCCUGAGACUUUGGUGAAGUUGCUUAUCCGUUUCAGGAGAUUUUGGGCUGAGACAGUGGGGUCUUCUAAAUAUACAAUCAUGUCUACUGAAAAUAGAGACCAUUCAACUUCCUGCUUUCCAAAUGGAUACCCUUUAUUUCUUUUUCUUGCCUGAUUGCUCUGGCUAGAACUUCCAAUACUAUAUUGAAUAGGAGUGGUGACAGAGGGCAUCCUUGUCUAGUGCCAGAUUUCAAAGGGAUGCUUCCAGUUUUUGCCCAUUCAGUAUGAUAUUGGCUGUAGGUUUGUCAUAAAUAGCUUUUAUUAUUUUGAGAUACGUUCUGUCAAUACCUAAUUUAUUGAGAGUUUUUAGGAUAAAGGGCUAUUGAAUUUUGUCGAAGGCCUUCUCUGCAUCUAUUGAGAUAAUCAUGUGGUUUUGUCUUUGGUUCUGUUUAUGUGGUGAAUUAUGUUUAUAGACUUGCUUAUAUUGAACCAGCUUUGCAUCCCCAGGAUGAAGCCUAAUUGAUCGUGAUGGAUAAGCUUUUUGAUGUGCUGUUGCAAUUAGUGUGCCAGUAUUUUAUUGAAGAUUUUUGCGUCUAUGUUCAUCAUGGAUAUUGGCCUGAAGUUUUUUUUUUUGUUGUUGAGUCUGCCUGGUUUUGGUAUCAGGAUGAUGCUGGUCUCAUAAAAUGAUUUGGGAAGGAUUCCCUCUUUUGGAUUGUUUGGAAUAGUUUCAUAAGGAGUGAUACCAGCUCCUCUUUGUAUGUCUGGUAGAAUUCAGCUGUGAACCCAUCUGGACCUGGGCUUUUUUUGAUUGGUAGGCUUUUUUUUUAAUUGCUGCCUCAACUUCAGCCCUUGUUAUUGGUCUAUUCAUGGUUUCGACUUCUUCCUGUUUUGGGCUUGGGAGGAUGCAAGUGUCCAGGAAUUUAUUAAUUUCUUCCAGGUUUAUUGGUUUACUGGUGUGUGUGCAGAAUUGUUUGUAGUAAUCUCUGAUGAUAGUUUGUAGUUCUGUGGAAUUGGUGGUGAUAUCCCCUUUAUCAUUUUUUAUUGCAUCUAUUUGAUUCUUCUCUUUUUUCUUUUUUAUUAAUCUGGCUAGUGGUCUGUCUGUUUUGUUGAUCUUUUAAAAAAAAACAGCUCCUAGAUUUAUUGAUUUUUUUUUUUGAAGGUUUUUUUUGUGUCUCUGUCUCCUUCAGUUCUGCUCUAAUCUUAGUUAUUUCUUCUCUUCUGCUAGCUUUUGAGUUUUUUCAUCUUGCUCCUCUAGCUCUUUCAAUUUUGGUGAUAGGGUGUCGAUUUUAGAUCUUUCCUUGCUUCUCAUGUGGACAUUUAUUGCUAUAAAUUUUCCUCUGCUUUAAAUGUGUCCCAAAGAUUCUGGUACAUUGUGUCUUUGUUCUCGUUGGUUUUGAAGAACAUCUUUAUUUCUGCUUUCAUUUCAUUGUUCAUCCAGUUAACAUUUAAAAUCCAGUUGUUCAGUUUCCAUGAAGUUGUGCAGUUCUGAGUUAGUUUCUUAAUCGUGAGGUCUAAUUUGAUUGCACUGUUUGUUAUGAUUUCUGUUCUUUUGCAUUUGCUGAGGAGUGAUUUACUUCCAGUUAUGUGGUCAAUUUUAGAGUAGUGAUGUGGUGCUGAGAAGAAUGUAUAUUCUGUGGAUUUGGGGUGGAGAGUUCUGUAGGUGUCAAUUAGGUUUGCUUGGUCCAGAUCUGAGUACAAGUCCUGGAUAUCCUUGUUAAUUUUCUGUCUCGGUGAUCUGUCUAAUAUUCACAGUGGAGUGUUAAAGUCUCCCACUGUUACUGUGUGAGGGUCUAAGUCUUUCUGUAGGUUGUUAAGAACUUGCUUUAUGUAUCUGGGUGCUCCUAUAUUGGGUGUGUAUAUAUUUAGGAUUCUUAGCUUUUCUUGGUGCAUUGAUCCUUUUACCAUUAUGUAAUGCCCUUCUUUGUCUCUUUUGAUCUUUGUUGGUUUAACAUCUAUUUUAUCAGAGACUAGGAUUGCAACCGCUGCUUUCUUUUGCUCUCUAUUUGCUUGGUAAAUCUUUCUCCAUCCCUUUAUUUUUAGUCUAUGUGUGUCCUUGCAUGUGAGAUGGAUUUCCUGGAUACAGCGCACCAAUGGGUUUUGACUUUUCAUCCAAUAUUCUAGUCUGUGUCUUUUGAUUGGGGCAUUUAGCCAGUUUACAUUUAAGGUGAAUAUUGUGGGAAUUUGAUCCUGCCAUUUUGAUGCUAUCUGGUUGUUUUGCCCAUUAGUUGACACAGUUUUCAUUGUGUCAGUGCUCUUUACCAUUUGUUAUGUUUUUGGAGUGGCUGGUACUGGUUGUUCCUUUCUAUGUUUAGUGCUUCUUUCAGGGGCUCUUGUAAGGCAUGCCUGGUGGUGACAAAAUCUCUCAGGAAUUGCUUGUUCAUGAAGGAUUUCAUUUCCCCUCUGCUUAUGAAGCUUAGUUUGGCUGAAUAUGAAAUUCUAGGUUGAAAGUUCUUUUUUUUAAGAAUGUUAAAUACUGCCCCUUACCCUCUUCUGGCUUGUAGGGUUUCUGCCGAGAGAUCUGCUGUGAGUCUGAUGGGCUUACCUUUGUGGGUAACUCGACCUUUCUCGCUGGCUGCCUGUAGCAUUUCUUCCUUCAUUUAAGCCCGGGUGAAUCUGACAAUUAUGUGCUUUGGAGUUGCUCUUCUUGGGGAGUAUCUUUGUGGUGUUCUCUGUAUUUCCUGGACUUGAAUAUUGGCCUGCCUUGCUAGGUUGGAGAAGUUCUGGAUAAUAUCCUGAAGAGUGUUUUCCAGCUUGGAUUCAUUUUCUCCAUCACAUUCAGGUACACCUAUCAAACAUAGAUUAGGUCUUUUCACAUAAUCCCAUAUUUCUUGGAGGCUUUGUUCAUUUCUUUUCAUUCUUUUUUCUCUAAUCUUGCCUUCUCUUUUAUUUCAUUGAGUUGAUCUUCAAUCUCUGAUAUCCUUUCUUCUACUUGGUCGAUUUAGCUACUGAAACUUGUGUAUGCUUCACAUAGUUCUUGUGUGGUGUUUUUCAGCUCCAUUAAUUCAUUUGUAUUCUUCUCUAAGCCGUUUAUUCUUGCUACCAUUUUGUCAAACCUUUUUUCAAGGUUCUUAGUUUUGUAGCAUUGGGUUAGAACAUGUUUUUUUUUUAGCUCAGAGAAGUUUGUUAUUACCCACCUUCUAAAACCUGUUUUUGUUAAUUCAUCAGACUCAUUCUCCAUCCAGCUUUGUUCCCUUGCUGGUGUGGAGUUGUGAUCCCUUGGAGGAGGAGAGGUGUUCUUGUUUUGGGAGUUUUCAUCUUUUUUGUGCUGGUUUCUUCCCAUCUUUGUGGAUUUAUCUACCUGUGGUCUUUGUAGUCAGUGACUUUUGGAUGGGGUCUCUGAUUGGAUGUCCUUUUUGUUGAUGAUGAAGUUAUUUCUUUCUGUUUUUUAGUUUUCCUUCUAACAGUCAGGCCCCUCUGCUGUAGGACUGCUGGAGUUCCACUCCUGACCCUGCUUGCCUGGGGAUCACCUGCGAUGGCUCCAGAACAGUAAGGGUUUCUGCCAGUUUCUUCUUCUGUUAUCUUCGUCCCAGAUGGAUAACCACCAGAUGUCAGCCUGAGCUCUCCUUUAUGUGGCGUCUCUUUGGAUAUACAGGGGUCAGGGAGCUGCUUGAGGAGUCUGACCCUUAUAGGAGCUCAAGUGCUGAGCUGAGCUCUUUUGUUUCUUUCAGAGCUGCUGGGCAGGUAAGUUUAUACCAUGGAUGACACAAAGGAGAAGAAUGACAGUUACAAAGAUGAUCUUCUGCUUAGGAUGGGACUUAAUGAUAAUAAAGCAGGAAUGGAAGGAUUAGAUAAAGAGAAAAUUAACAAAAUUAUAAUGGAAGCCACAAAGGGGUCCAAAUUUUAUGGAAAUGAGCUCAAGAAAGAAAAGCAAGUCAACCAACGAAUUGAAAAUAUGAUGCAACAAAAAGCUCAAAUCACCAGCCAACAGCUAAGAAAAGCACAAUUACAGGUUGACAGAUUUGCAAUGGAAUUAGAACAGAGCCGAAAUUUGAACAAUACCAUAGUGCACAUUGACAUGGAUGCUUUCUAUGCAGCUGUAGAAAUGAGGGACAAUCCAGAAUUGAAGGAUAAACCCAUUGCCGUAGGAUCAGUGAGUAUGCUGACUACUUCAAAUUACUAUGCAAGGAGGUUUGGUGUUCGUGCAGCUAUGCCAGGAUUUAUUGCUAAGAGACUCUGCCCACAACUUAUAAUAGUGCCCCCAAACUUUGACAAAUACCGAGCUGUGAGUAAAGAGGUUAAGGAAAUACUUGCUGAUUAUGAUCCCAAUUUUAUGGCCAUGAGUCUUGAUGAAGCCUACUUGAACAUAACAAAGCACUUAGAAGAAAGACAAAAUUGGCCUGAGGAUAAAAGAAGGUAUUUCAUCAAAAUGGGAAACUCUGUAGAAAAUGAUAAUCCAGGAAAGGAAGUUAAUAAACUGAGUGAGCAUGAACGAUCCAUCUCUCCGCUACUUUUUGAAGAGAGUCCUCCUGAUUUGCAGCCACCAGGAGAUGAAGAACAAAACAAUCCUCAAAUACUCCAAAACUCAGUUGUUUUUGGAACAUCAGCCGAGGAAGUGGUAAAGGAGAUUCGUUUCAGAAUCGAGCAAAAAACAACACUGACAGCCAGUGCAGGCAUUGCCCCAAAUACAAUGUUAGCAAAAGUGUGCAGUGAUAAGAAUAAACCAAAUGGACAAUACCAAAUUCUCCCCAAUAGACAAGCUGUGAUGGACUUCAUCAAGGAUUUACCCAUUAGAAAGGUUUCUGGAAUAGGAAAAGUUACAGAAAAAAUGUUAAAGGCCCUUGGAAUUAUUACAUGCACAGAACUUUACCAACAGAGGGCAUUGCUUUCUCUCCUUUUCUCUGAAACAUCCUGGCAUUAUUUCCUUCACAUCUCUUUGGGUCUAGGCUCAACACACCUAACAAGAGAUGGAGAAAGGAAGAGUAUGAGCGUUGAAAGGACUUUCAGUGAGAUAAAUAAAGCAGAAGAACAAUACAGCCUAUGCCAAGAACUUUGCAGUGAACUUGCUCAAGAUCUACAGAAAGAAGGUCUUAAGGGUAGAACGGUUACCAUUAAGUUGAAGAAUGUGAAUUUUGAAGUAAAAACUCGUGCGUCUACAGUUUCAUCUGUUGUUUCUACUGCAGAAGAAAUAUUUGCCAUUGCUAAGGAGUUGCUAAAAACAGAAAUUGAUGCUGAUUUUCCACAUCCCUUAAGAUUAAGACUUAUGGGUGUUCGGAUAUCUAGUUUUCCCAGUGAAGAAGACAGGAAACACCAACAAAGGAGCAUUAUUGGCUUUUUACAGGCUGGAAACCAAACCCCAUCAGUCAAUGGGUGUAUACUAGAGAAAACUAACAAAGAUAAGUUUGCAAAACCUCUAAAAGUGUCUCAUAAGAAGAGUUUCUUUGAUAAAAAACGAUCAGAAAGGAAAUGGAGCCACCAAGAUACAUUUAAAUGUGAAACCGUGAAUGAACAAAGUUUACAGACAUCACAACCAUUCCCAGUUUUAAAGAAGAUGAAUGAGAAUUCGGAAAUAUCAGAGAAUUCAGAUAACUGUCAGAUAUUUACCUGUCCUGUUUGCUUUAGGGCACAAGGAUACAUCAGUCUGGAAGCCUUUAAUAAACAUGUAGAUGCAUGUCUUGAUGGACCUUCAAUCAGUGAAAACUCUAAAAUGUUCUCAUGUUCACAUGUUUCUGCAACCAAAGUUAACAAGAAAGAAAAUGUUUCUUCUUCACUUUAUGAGAAGCAAGAUGAUGAAGCCCAUCCAAAAAAUAGAGAAAUAUCUCCAGUAGAUUAUGUAGAUUUAGUAGAUACUAUAGAUAACUCAUCUGAAGCAGAAAGCAUAGAUGCUUUAAGUAAUGAGCAUAGCAAGGAAGAAUGUUCUAGUCUCCCAAGCAAGUCUUUUAAUAUUGAACACUGUCAUCAGAAUUCUUGUACUGUUUCAUUGGAAAGUGAAGAUGUUGGAUUAAGUAGACAAGAAUCCUGCCAGCCUUAUUUAUGUAAAGUGGUAACAGGCCAAACACUAGUUUGUCCUGUUUGUAACAGAGAACAAAAGACUUCAGAUCUAACCCUGUUCAAUGUGCAUGUGGAUGUUUGCUUAAAUAAAAGUGUUAUCCAAGAACUAAGAAGGGAUAAAGUUAACCCAGUUUAUCAACCCAAAGAAAGCUCCAGAAGUACUGGUAGCUCAAGUGGAGUACAGAAGACUGUAACAAGAACAAAAAGGCCAGGAUUGAUGACAAAGUACUCAACAUCAAAGAAAAUAAAACCAAACAAUCCCAAACAUACCCUUGAUACAUUUUUUAAGUAAACAUUGAACAUUUGAUCAUUAAUUUUUAAUUGAAACUUCUUAUUUUAUAAUCAAUGAAUUUGUUCUUCCCGUUUAAGUUUGCAGAUUUAUUUAGUGAGGCAAGUGCAAUAAUCCUUCCUCAGAUGAUGUUUACUUUUCUAAGAAUUUGGAAUAUGUACUAAUUCUUUAUAUCUUUUUUAUAACCAUGAGAAUUUACUUCUGUUAUACAUCAAUUGGAAAUUAAUCCUGUUAAGAGAUAAUUUUUAAAAAGGAAAUUAGGAAUUAGAUCAGAAGAUGAUUUUUAAAAUUAUUUUUAUACUGACUAUAAGAACAGAUUUGUAAGGGCUCUCAAAGAUUCAUGCAAACCUAUAGUAUCCUAAGGAUUUUUUAGCACUUAACUACUUUGUUGGCAUUGAUCCUAAUAUCUUUAGAUACCUCAUGAGCAUUCAUAAUUAAAAUUUAUCUUAAGUUCUAUGAAGAGUAUUAACAUAACUAGCAUAAGUGGUUUUCUUACCUUCAGGAAAAAUAACAUCAUAGUAUUAUCUGUGUUAAAAUCGUUUUUGCUUCAAAUAUAAUUUUUAAUUUGGCUUUUCUUAUUUAAAAUUCUGUUAUGAAUAAACACUUGAAUCACUUUUUAAAAUAUUUAGUCCAAGAUGAUUCAAAGUAGUUUUAUUUUAAUACAGGACUUUUAAAUGGCAGUAUUUCAUUUCUUGUCAGUUAUGUUGGUACUUUCUACAAAUCUAUAAAGAAGAAUGAAUUGUAUAGUCAUUUUAUUAUAGUCUUCAAGAGAAAAUGUGUAAUUCAAAAGAUUAAUAUAUAUUAAGACACAUUAAGUAUCUUAGUUACAUUACUAUCAACAUUUUUGUUAAUAGCUGUGAAAGAAGACAGCUUAAUAGUAGUUAGCUUAAGUAGUUUCUCAACAUACUUUUGUGCUAUCAAUGAGUUCUUCUCAAAAAAUUAUUAUUUAGGCCUUGCACGGUGGCUCAUACCUGUAAUCCCAGCACUUUGGGAGGGGAAGGCAGGCAGAUUACUUGACAGGUCAGGAGUUCCAGACCAGCCUGGCCAACAUGGUAAGACCCUGUCUCUACUAAAAAUAUUAAAAAAAAAAAAAAAAAAAAAUUAGCCAGGCUUGGUGGCACCUGCCUAAUCCCAGCUACUCAGAUGGCUGAGGCAGGAGAACCAUUUGAAACUGGGAGAUCCAGGCUGCAGUCAGCCAAGAUCUUGCCACUGCACUCUAGCCUGGAUGACAGAGUAAGACUCUGUCUCAAAAAUAAUAAUAAUAAUAAUAGUUAUUAUUUAAUUGCAACAUGAAAUUGGAAGCCAUUUUCUGUUACUUCUUUAAGGAACUAAGUCUUCUGUUCUCUUAUAUUUUUGUUUUCUCUCCCCUUGCUUUUCAUAUUUUAGCUUAUUAUCUAAAUAUAUAUUUAUAUAACAUAAAUACAUAUUUUAUAUAUUAUAAUAUUUUAGGAAUAGCUUAAUUAAGAAUGUGCAGACUUUGGCAAAGUGAUAACUUGACUUUUAAUUACUAGAUUGUUUAAAGUAAGCUUAAUGCCUGUUAGCAUGCCAAUUCAAUCCCAUGACUGAUGUUGUUAUGCACUAUGAAAAAUACAAAGUUGUAGUGUUAUGGUUUUUGAUCAUGUGAUUUACUUAUGUAAGUUCUGUACAAAUUUAAGUUCAGUGAACACUGAUUUAAUGUACUGAAAGGUAAAUAGUACCAUAUUCAGUUCUUUUCUGUCUUGCCUUAAGUUUAUUUUUAUUUUCAGUAUUAGAAUAAAUGCUAAAUUAUUUUCAUUUAAGGAUUUAUUUAGUCGAUGUCAUCAUUUAGUAAUAUUUCAUAAUCAUUUGAAAUAAAAUUUAGAACUUUAAUUGAUGUGAGAUGCUUUUCUUACUUUUCUACUCUUCCUCCCUCUUACACCUUCACUUGUGCUUUCUCUGCCCAGAAUUUUCAUCACAUUCUUUACUACCUAUUUUGUCUAGUAUAUCCAGUCCAUUUUCUUUUUAAUAUAACUUUGAUUUGGGGCAUUUCAAGAAAAUAACAGCAAAACUACGAGGACUGGUAAUAAGCAUGCAUAAUCUUACCUACUUGGUGAACCUAAUAUAAACCUAAUCAUAAAGAACUACCAUAUUUGCAAUAUAUGUAACUGGUGAAAAACUAGUAUCCAGAAUAUAUAAAUGAUUCCUGUGAAUCAGUAAGAAAAAGACAAUCAAUAGAAAUUUGGACAAAAGACUUUAUAUUGGCAUUUCAAGUGAAAGGAAAUCCAAAUGACCAAGAAACAGGAAAAUAUUCCCAGCCAUAUUAAUAUUUGGGAAGUAAAAAAUAAAACUACAAGGAGGUAUCAUUACAUCCUUACCAUAUUUACAAAAAUGAAAUGAUCUAAUGAUACUAAGUUUUGUUGAUGAUGUCAACUCUUACGUUGAAAACAAUCGCUGUGGAAAACUUUGUCCUUUAAUAAAUUUAAAGAUAAACAUGCCCAAAGCCCAGCAAUUGCACUCUGAGGUAUACAUCUUUGCAGGUUAUCUUUCAUUACAGUUAUUUUUUUUUCCUGCUAGGACCCUAACUACUACAAUGCCUUGGGAACACCACUGAAAAUGUACCCUGGGAAGCAUGUACAAGAAGGUUCUUCCUAGGAAGGAAGAUGCCCCCAAAAUUUUUUCUUAAUGUUCAUAGUAGCACUGCAAUAGCCAAAAGUUGGAAGUGAAGCAAAUAUUCAGCAAUGGUAGAAUGGUUAAAUUCUACUGUGGCAUUUAUAUUAAAACAAUAGAAUUCUACACAGCGGUGAAAAUGAAGGAAAUAACUAAUCACAACAUAGAUGAGUAUCACAGACAUUGUGGAGCAAAAGAAGCAACUUAAAGAAGGAUGCCAUUAACAUAAUUCCACUUGUAUUAAGUUUAAAACAGUAAAAACUGAACAACUACGUUGUUUUAAGCAUUAUGUAUAUGAGAUAAAACGAUAAAGAAAACCAAGUGUUUUGCUGUCCUCAGAACCAGAAUAAUGAUUUCCUCUGUGGAGAGGUAAGGUAAUUUGACUGGGGAGUAGCACCUGGUGAUUCUGGGAUGCUGGCAGUGUUCCAUUUCUUGUCUUGGGUGGUGAGUGCAUGGAUGUUUACUUUUAAAAUACUCUUUAUACAUAUAUAUUUUACGUAUUCUUGUUUAUAUAUGACCUUUAUCGUUAUAAAAAAAAGGGCAAAAACUG
Messenger RNA from Callithrix jacchus (white-tufted-ear marmoset), 11594 nucleotides. NCBI's taxonomy places the organism in Eukaryota, Metazoa, Chordata, Mammalia, Primates, Cebidae. The record is from RefSeq and is a predicted model, not a curated record.